AAACUCCGUUGAACAGCUCACAGCGUUGAGUCGAUCGGUUUAUCGUUUUCGAAGUUAAAUCAUUGAUGAUAUUAAAUUCAUUUCUUUCUUCUUUUUUUUUUCUUCUUUUGGCCACGGAAAUCACCAAUUUUUUUUUCUUUAUCUACACUUAAAUCACAUCGAUUGACGAACUCGUAGAAAAACCGAAAUUUGUGUCUUAUAUAUAUUUUUAAAAUAAAUUUAAAUCAAUUUUUUGUGCGCAAUCAAAGUAACAGCUUUAAAAUAUUUUAGAAUAAUCCAUGAUCACAGUGUAUUUUGUUUGAGUUGUCGUAAUACACAACUGUCAAUAUUCUAUACAUAUAACACACACACACACACAUGGAUCAGAGGCCCACAUACACACUAUUGCAUUUGUGAAGUGAAAAAAAAAAAAAUAAAGGAGAAAAAAAACGUUCUAAAAAUAAUCACCCACACGCAAUCAAACCAAAUGGAAUGGAAAGAAAUUAUGAUGAAAAAAAAUGAAAAAAAAUAAUAAAUUCAACUGAAAUGACGAAAACAGUUGAAAUCACAAUUUUAUGCUAGUCAAAUGACUACAUGAGAUUGACACAUUAUUAAUUAGCAUUUUUCGAUUAUGGACGUAACCGAUUCGGUAUAUUUGUGUAAAUCGAGUGAAAUUUGAAAUUGGUGUUUCUUCUUCGUGUUAUUUUUCUUUUGCUCAUCUUCGAUUAAAUUGAAAUAAAUUGUGUGUGUGUCGGUGUCGGUGUUUAUAUGAAGUGGAUAUGGUAUUAUUAGUUACCUUGAUCGUUCACCUCACUGUUGUCGUUCAAAAGCAAUGGAUCAAAUGCUUCUAGCACACUAACACGCAACCUAUAACGACAAUAUCAAGCAUUAAACAGACGAUUCCGCUGAAAUUCACCAUUCACCAUAGUUGCCAGAGAUAUGGAUGGAGCGGACGGUGGCUGCGAUGGCGGCAAAUCGUUUGGCAGCAAACCAGCUCGAGGAUGGUCGCAUGCCGAUAGCAUAAUUUCCAAUGAAGGGGUCACAUUCAAUGUUCGGUACAUUGGAUGCCUUGAGAUAAAAACAUCAAUGAAAGUAUUAGACUUUACAUUGCGAUCAUUAGUGGCCAAGGAGUGUAUAAACCGUGUAUGCGAAGCAGCCGGAUUAAAAACAAUGAAAAAACGACGCUGUGAUAAACGAAUACAGCAAGCCUUGUCCGAUACACCCAAUAUGAGUAAGGCGGGCGCAAACGCCACAUUGCGCGUAUCGAGUAAAUUUUUAUCACUCGUAGGUUUAGAAAAUAAUGAAACGAUUGCAAAACAUGACAUGCCCCGAAUAUCAUUUGCAUCCGGCGGUGACUCGGAAACACUCGAUUUUGUUGCUUAUGUCGCUAAAAAUGUGCAAGACUGGCGUGCAUGCUACGUUCUUGAGUGCGGCGGUGGUCAAGCGUCCGAUUUAAUUGCUGCUAUAGGUCAAGCAUUUGAACUGCGUUACAAUGAAUUCUUCAAUAAAUCAAACGCUGAAUUUGCAUCAAGGGACACUGAAAACCUAAACAUUGAAAAAGAUUAUUACAAUGAUUUACCGGGCAAGUUACCACCUGAACUCUUAGAUCCAGUCGAAGACAUAUCAUCGCAACAUGCACAAUCAUUGAGAAAACUCACAAUUCAAAAACCACGCGAACGAUUGAGUAGUAAUUUGAUUGAUUUGAAUAGUCCACCGCCUGAUCCAAACUAUGUGAAUGACAAAAGUUUUGAUGUCAACAGUAACACAACACCGCCAGCAAUUACGAGAGAUGUCUUCGACAUGCAGCCAUUUUCACUAUCGGCCGAAGUACAAAGAUCCCAGCUACUAACCGAGCAAUGGUUCCACGCGUCGAUCAGUCGACAAGCGGCCGAAGCGCUGCUCAAACAUGACGGUGACUUUUUGGUGCGCGAAUCACAAGGCAAAUCUGGGCAAUAUGUUCUUACCGGUUUACAAGCACAAACUCCAAAGCACUUGUUACUUAUUGACCCAGAAGGAACGGUACGCACAAAGGAUCGCAUAUUUGACAGCAUUAGCCAUUUAAUCAAUUACCACUGGACCAAUGUGUUGCCUAUCAUAUCGGAACAAAGUGCCCUUGUUUUACGAAAUCCCGUUAUAAGGGACUAUUCAGUGCCAUCGUAGCAUCUUAACGAAAAAAAUGAAAAAGAAAACCGAUAGGAACUAAACAAAUUGAGAUAUUCGAUAUAUGACUUAUACAAGUUUCGGUGCGAGAUAUUCGUACGAUUCUACGAAAUGUCAAUCAUUCCCCAAAUACUUUUAUUUUUUAUUUCAACGAACAAAACGAAAUUAUAACUUCUUUUUUUUUCUAUUGUAUGAUAAACAAAACAUAAUAUCAAAAAAUGAACGAAAAAGAUAAAUCAAACAUUUUUAUAGUGUAAAAAAAGAUCAAGAUAAAAUUUAGUCGCAAAGUUCAUCAGAUUUCAUUGGAUUCCAUUUAUUUCAACGAUGAACGAUUCCAACGAACGUGAACGAAAUUAGUGCCAGAGAAAAAAAAAAGAAUUUGGAAAUCAAAUUCAUAACCAAGAGCAUGUUGAUAAUGUUCUCACUCACUAUCCGGAGUGAUAAUCAUUUUUAUCACCCAAUAAAUUAUGAUAAAAUUGGAAAAAAUAUCCACGAAAAGGAAAUCGAUUGGUCAAAAUUGUCAAAAGAUAAUCGAUUAAUCAAAACGGAAUUGUAUGAAUAAUUUGAUAUUUACACCUGGGAUCUGAUAGAACCAAUUAUUCUUUUUCUCAUUUAUUUUGGUUUUCCUCAAAUAUAUACAUUCACAAGUUAAGAAAUAAAAAAAAAAAACAUUUAGGAUACAUACGAUUCCCAAACCAACAUAUUGUGGCUUAAUCAAGGGGCUCUUUUUUGUAAUAUAAUGCUUAUUUUUGAAUUGCGAUAAAAAAUUAAAUAAAAAUCGAUGUAUUUUUUUUUUAAUAAAUUCCAUUCUAUACAGAAAAAAACGAAAUUGUUAGCUUUUAGGAUGUCAAGUGACUUAGUUUAGUGUAUCAAAACCAAAAUUGAUUGCAAUUCAUUCGGAUGUACUAUGUUUGGGAAUUAUCAUCGAUUUUAUUAGAAUAAAACCAAAUCUAUUUUUGAAUCCAUGCUUUUUCAAGUGAAUUUCAAA
Messenger RNA from Sitodiplosis mosellana (orange wheat blossom midge), 3127 nucleotides. RefSeq names its product SHC-transforming protein 1 (gene Shc). Lineage: Eukaryota; Metazoa; Arthropoda; Insecta; Diptera; Cecidomyiidae. Bases 919 to 2139 code for a protein of 406 amino acids. The transcript is spliced from 9 exons. Gene Ontology annotation, biological process: intracellular signal transduction; cell surface receptor protein tyrosine kinase signaling pathway. Gene Ontology annotation, cellular component: plasma membrane. The record is from RefSeq and is a predicted model, not a curated record. Gene Ontology annotation, molecular function: receptor tyrosine kinase binding.